AGUAACCUUUAAUUUCUUGCAAAUACUUGGACUUUCCAUUCAGAAAAUUGAAGGCAGGCACCCAUGGCUUUCAUGAUGAGAGCCAUUGCACCCAAAGCUGUAGAUCAAGAAGCAAAAAUUGUGAAAAUUGAUUUUAAAUUUUGUGUCAGCAGUGCACAAUUCGCUGCAAAGACAAUCCGGGCGAUCCAUGAGUGUCCCGGAAUGAAAACAUUGCACCUGGAAGGAGAAGGUGUCGACGUUGUAGGUGCAAAAGCUAUCGGCAGAGCUCUGGAAAAUCAGUCCAGUUUGGAGAAUGUAAUAUGGAGACGCAUAUUUAACACAAUAUACGACAAAGAAAGAAUAGAAAUCUUAACUUACAUGGGUAAAGGUAUAAUAAGAGCAAAUGCCAAAUUAGUGAAGUUUAAAAUGGUUGACACUGCUUUGGGUCCAAUCGCAGUAGUCGGUCUUCAGGACCUCUUUGAAUCUCCAUGUUGUUUAACUCUGCAAGAACUUUCUCUGAGCAAUAAUUGUCUGGGCUACAUUGGAGCGCAGCUGAUUUCAGGAUACAUAUGGAAUUGUUUUGAAAAGGGUCUUGAAGUUGAAAAACCGAUGAAAUUGGAGAUACUUGAAUAUAGUAAUAAUCAGUUAGGAGAUAAGGGAGUCUCGUUUCUUUCUAAGUUAUUGGAGAAAUUGGAAAGCCUGAUAUCGAUUGAUCUAUCCAAAAAUCGUAUAGGCUUUGAUGGCAUGGUAGACUUAUCAGUUGCCAUCUAUUCAAAUCCUUUACUGGUAAGAUUAGUACUUGAUGACAACAGAUUGUCCGAAUUCGGUGUCAUUCUCCUUUUUCGGUGUCUCCAGUCCCUUCAGAAUUUGCAAACUUUGAGCUUGAGACGAUGUUUUUUGAUCUCGGAAGACGUUCGACUUCUAGCAGCUUCUUUGGAAAAGAAUUGCCCAAAUGUGAGAAGGAUAGAUCUAAGUUUCAAUGAUAUAGAAGAAGGGUUCGAUGCCUUGAUAGAUGUGAUGGAGAAAAAAAUGUUCUUUGAAGACUUGGAUAUAAGUUAUAACCAUGUUUGUCCAAAAGUAGAAGGAGCCUUGAGAAGCAGAAUAUUGAGACUUAAGAAAAUAAAAAGCAUGAAUGAGAAAAAAUGACAUGGAAAUGAUAGAUUCUGAAAGUGACGAUUAACUGUGAAGUCAAUAGCGACGACGGAUGCCUCAGGAACGAAUUUAAUGACAAUGCAAUCGAUGUUAUGCUUAUCAAUCUUUUAUCCCAUUCUUUUAAAAGUAUCUUUCAUUGAAAAUAUGAGGUGGAAUAUUAGGCGUUUGAAAUUCAGUAGAUCCUUAAGGAGAGUUUACACUCAUCCAGUUAAGAUUCCAGUAAGUCACGCAUGCGCAGAAGAAAGAUUGCGCUUGCACUGAAAGAACGAGCAGUAGCAAGUUCUUGUCUCGACAGGAUAAAUACUUGCUACUGUACAGUUUCUGCGCAUGCGUGGUCUUACUGGAUGGAUUAUAGCUGGCUGAGUGUAAACCCACCUUUAGAUGAUGCUUUGAUGCACAUUUCAGCAAAUAUUAAUUGAAGAUGUAAAUUGAAAAAUAUCUAUUGAAGAAAAGCGUGAAACCAAAUACUUUUUACAAUCUCUCUAUUUUUUUUAGAAAAUUAUUUUUUGUUUUAUUUGAAAUUUUGAAUAAAUUUUUUUUA
Messenger RNA from Argiope bruennichi, 1672 nucleotides. RefSeq names its product ran GTPase-activating protein 1-like. Gene Ontology annotation, molecular function: GTPase activator activity; small GTPase binding. The record is from RefSeq and is a predicted model, not a curated record. Gene Ontology annotation, biological process: activation of GTPase activity; nucleocytoplasmic transport. The coding region runs from base 64 to 1125 and encodes 353 amino acids. The transcript is spliced from 2 exons. Gene Ontology annotation, cellular component: nucleus; perinuclear region of cytoplasm; cytosol. Lineage: Eukaryota; Metazoa; Arthropoda; Arachnida; Araneae; Araneidae.